Molecule: messenger RNA, 3378 nt
Organism: Cavenderia fasciculata
Lineage: Eukaryota; Evosea; Eumycetozoa; Acytosteliales; Cavenderiaceae
Gene: BRIP1
Product: DEAD/DEAH box helicase
Exons: 4
Coding region: 1-3378 (1125 amino acids)
Biological process (GO): double-strand break repair involved in meiotic recombination; nucleotide-excision repair
Cellular component (GO): nucleus
Molecular function (GO): ATP binding; DNA binding; DNA helicase activity
Source: RefSeq, a predicted model, not a curated record
AUGUCACAACCAUCAUCACAACCACAAAAGAAGGUAAUCUCGUUAAAGAUAUCAUCAAAGCCAUCUUCAACAUCGACCGAUAGCAUUUACAAUCAAAAGAGUACAUUUGCACCUGUUACACCUAUCAAAUCAGAGUAUAAUGCUGCUUCAUCAACACAAUCACCUUAUUCAAACUAUAAUAAAGGUGGUGGUUAUAAUGGUUAUAAUAAAUCAUGGUCAAAUACAUCAACAACAUCAACAACAUCAACAACAUCAAAUAAUACAUCUAAUACUUCUACAACACAACCAGAUACAGUAGAAUGGAGUAAAUCAGAAGAUGGAACAACAUACAAGAUCAAUGGUCAUAAUAUUAAAUUCCCUUAUGAACCUUAUGAUACACAGGCAACUAUGAUGCAUAGAAUAUUAGAGGCUUGUGAAAAGGGUCAGAAUGCAUUGUUGGAGUCUGCAACUGGUACGGGAAAGACACUGUCUUUGCUAUGUGCAACACUCGAGUGGCAAAAGGGCAAGUUGGCAGAACGAGACUCCAACAUUAACGCAUUGGCACGCGCUGAAAGGGAAAAGGCAAACAAGGAACGGUAUCUAAUGGAAGAACGAAGAAAACGACCUAAAAAGGAUGAAGAUACCAAGAUUGUAUCGAGUGAUAUGUCCUUUCUCGAUGAUUUUAGUGAUACUGGUGUAAAGUUGCAAUCUGAUUAUGUACCACUUAAUGGUAAUGGACAAAGAACAAUGUCAGCUCAUCAUCAACAAAGUUCACAACAAUCACAACAAUCACAAUCACAAAGUCAAAGUCAAAGUACAACACCACCUUCAACACCAUAUGGUGGUUCUGCAGCUACAUCACCAACAACCAACGUAUCAACACCAGAUUUAUUAGAAAAAGCAAAAGAAGAAGUGGCAUCAGUACCAAAGAUAUUCUUUUGUUCAAGAACUCAUUCACAAAUUGCACAAUUGACCUCUGAAUUGUUAAAGACACCUUAUAGACCACGUAUGUGUGUAUUGGCAUCAAGAGAUCAUUAUUGUAUCAAUCCGAAAUUGGCUGGGUAUGAUCGUAAAAAGGACAAGUGCAGAAAAGUAAGAAAAGAGAGAAACUGUCGAUUCGAACGUCGUACCAAGCAAUACUCACUCUCCCAGAUACCAAAGUUCCUACCGGGUGGAGAAAAGGAGGUUUGGUCAAUCGAAGAUUUCAUCGAUGGUGGUAAAGAUCUCGGUGAAUGUCCAUACUAUGCUUCAAAAGGUUUCAUCGAACAUGCAAAUCUAAUCUUUUGUCCUUACAAUUAUAUCAUUGAACCAAGUAUCCGUAAAAUUUUUAAAGAACAUUUUGAUAAUUCAAUUAUUAUUUUUGAUGAAGCUCAUAAUAUAGAAGAUUCAUUAAUGUCAGCAGCAAGUUUUGAAUUAACAAAAGAAGAGGUUAAUGAAUCAACAACACAAUGUAAAGAUACGAUGAGUAAUUCAAUGAUUAUGGAUCAAGCAACACCAAAUGAAAAAGAGACAAUGUUGUAUUUAUAUUCAUUGUUUGAUAAGAUGGGUACAUGGAUGUCAAGGAAUGAAAAGGUACUGACCGAUCAAGACUAUAAGAAUCAAAACAAUGUAUGGUCUGGUAGAAAGAUUCUAGAGGUUUUGGAAAAGGAUUUUGGAUUGACAGCUGCAAAUUAUAGAAAGUUGAGGGAAUCUCUGGAUCGAUUGGAAAAGGAUGAUACUGAAGGUGGUGGUACUGUUUCUGCAGAAACACCAAACAAACCUGGUGAAAAGGGUCUUGCCGACGAACACCAAUCAAAAACAAAGCAAAGAGUUAAAAUGGAAAAACGUGACAAUGAAUUACUGAGUCCAAAGAUCUUGGGUAUUUUAGCAAAUCUUGCUCAAGUCUAUGACUUUGUAUUUGGCAACUUGCAAUUCAUUUCCGAUUUUAGAAUGUUUUUCCAACGUCAGGAAGUUUAUGGUAUUUGGUGUAUGAAUCCUAGAUCGGCAUUCAAAUCGAUUCGUGAAAAGGCACGUACCAUCAUUUUAACAUCUGGUACAUUGGCACCGUUAAAUUCAUUUGCCAGUGAAUUGUCAUCGCCGUUCCCAGUGACUGCCGAACUCGGUAAUCUAGGUGACAUCACCAAACGUGUUUGGAUUGGUACGCUUGGCGUAGGCACCAACAAUACCAAGAUGGAUUGCACAUUCAAGGGAUCCGAGAAUCUCCAAUUUCAAGAUGCACUCGGCGAUGCUAUCCUCAAACACCUUCAAGUCGUUCCAAAUGGAGUAUUGGUCUUUUUCCCAAGUUAUGCAUUUAUGGAAAAGAUAAAGAAUCGUUGGGAAAUGACUGGCAUGUACAACAAGAUUGAUCAAUGCAAACCAAUCUUUUUCGAACCAAAACAAACCAAGGAUUUCAAACGAGUGUUGGAAGGAUACAAUGAUGCCGUCAAAACAGGUGCCACCCUCUUUUCAGUGUGUCGUGGUAAAGUCAGUGAAGGUAUCAACUUUUCAGACGAGUAUGCUCGUGGUGUCAUCAUUGUUGGUAUUCCUCUUCCAAAUAUUAAAGAUCUCAGAGUUGAUCUUAAAAAGAAAUAUAAUGAUUCAAAUUGUUCAAUUAUUCAAAAUUUAAUUAAUGGAAAUGAAUGGUAUACACUUCAAGGAUAUAGAGCAUUAAAUCAAGCAAUUGGUAGAUGUAUUAGACAUAAAGAUGAUUAUGGAUCGAUUUUAUUGAUUGAUAGUCGGUUUACUCAGGAGAGUGUUUGGAGGAAUCUUUCAAGAUGGGCAAGAAUGUGUAUAAAGAAUAAUAAUUCAAUCGAUAGAUCUCUGCCUUCACUCAAAUCAUUUUUUGAUUCAAGAAAACUUUUAGAACAAACAAAAGAUAAUGAAAGAAGAUCUUCUUAUAAUUCUCCACCUCAUCAACAACAACAACAAACAUCUCCAUCAUCUGCAUCAUCUUCAUCAUCAUGGACAACAAAGAAUAAAUUUUCACCAACAAUAGCAAAAGUUAAAGAUGAAUAUUCAACUUCAACUACUUCAACAACAUCAACGACAUCAACGAAUAGUUGCCAACAAACACCAAAAAAAGCAGUUUCUUUAAAUAUAAGUAAAAAUAGUUAUAAUGUUAAUAAUAGUUAUAACACAAAUUAUAAUAUUAAUAAUAAUAAUAAUAAUAAUAAUAAUAAUAAUAAUAAUACAAAUAGUAAUUAUAAUAGUAAUGGAAAAAGAGUAGCAUCACAAGAAGUUAUCAGUUUGGAUGAAGAUAGUGAUCCAAUCGAAUAUUUAGGAUCAGCCAUUAAAAAACAAGCCCCUGCAACUUCAACUUCAACCUCAACCUAUAAUUUUAGUCGUCGAACCAAUCUACAACAAUAUAAACCAUCAUCAUCAUCAUCAUCAUCGUCAUCAGAUAUGAAUCAUGGUUUUUAA